UCAGGCUUGCUGUAGCCCCGCGUGCCGGAGCGGGGACAGUUUCACCAUGAGCGGGACGCGGGCCCGGGACCCCGCACAGGGGGAGCCGGGCAAGAAGCGGGGCAAACGGGAAGUGCGCGGGGAGUUCUCGGCGGCCAUCCGGGAGCCGGCGCUGAAGGAGAAGGCGGGGGCCGCCUGGGGCUGCAGGGAGCCGCUCAACCACGAGGCCAUCGCGCUGGACCCUGUUCCCUUCUGUCACGGCGUGAUCCCCAACUUCCUCCCGUGCCCGGGCUUCCUGGACGGGCUGCAGCGGGAGCUCCUGGACCUGGAUUGCCACCAGAAGUGCAACGAUUUGUACAAGUUCAAACAGUCUGAUGAUCUGACAAAGAGAAAAGAGCCUCACAUCUCGGCAUUAAGGAAAGUUCUGUUUGAAGAGUUCCGGGAGUGGCUGUCUGCAGUUACCCAGGUGGAGCUGGAACCAAUCAUUGACCUGUCCUGUGCUAAGUAUGAAUAUACAGAUGCCCUGCUGUGCCAUGACGAUGAGCUGGAGGGACGGAGAAUUGCCUUCAUCCUGUACCUGGUUCCGCCGUGGGAGAAGAGCGACGGGGGCACUCUGGACCUGUACAGCACAGACGGCCACUUUCAGCCGCAGCGGGUCGUCAAGUCGUUAGUCCCUUCAUGGAAUUCCCUGGUCUUCUUCGAAGUGUCUCCUGUCUCUUUCCACCAGGUGUCUGAAGUUCUGACCAAAGGGAAGUGCCGCUUGUCUGUGAGUGGUUGGUUUCAUGGCCCGUCGGUGGCAAGGCCUCCCCGCUACAUUGAAUCCCUCUUGCCCCGGAGUCCCCAUCUCCCAUACGAUCAUGAAAUCUUGUAUGAGUGGAUCAACCCAGUUUACUUGGACAUGGAUUCCCAAGCCCAGAUCCAGGAGGAAUUUGAGGAGCGAUCAGAGCUUCUCCUGAAGAACUUCCUUAAGGGAGAGAAAUUUCAGCUUGUGUGUGAAGCUCUGCAGAAAGAAGACAUCAAUUGGAGCAGCCGAGGACCCCCCAAUAAAAGAUGUUAUGAGAAGGCUGAGGAGGGGAGCCUUCCGGAUGUCCUGAGGAAGUGCCUGGAGUUAUUCCACUCCGAGGCCUUGUUCCUGCUGCUCUCCAACUUCACAGGCCUAAAGCUGCACUUCCUGGCUUCCUCUGAGGAUGAGGAUGAGGAGGGAGAAGAAGGAAGAGCUGCAGAUUGCACUGGACACAGCUCUUCCAAACCCAAGCAAGGAGAAAGCAGUCAAAAGGCCAACGACGGGGCUGACCAAGUAGAUCAGCCUGAAAAUGACCCCCAAACCAAAGAAAGUGAUACAGAGAACAGCUCAAGUGUCCCCAUGUGCAUGGGGGAGCUGAGGCACUGGACAAAUGGCCACUACACUCUAGUCCAUGACACCCAAAUCACAGAGUUUGCCCUGGACCUGCUGUUCUUCUGCGGCUGCGAAGAUUGGGAUGCAGAGUAUGGUGGCUUUACAUCCUACAUUGCCAAGGGUGAAGAUGAGGAGCUGCUGACGGUGAAUCCAGAGAACAACUGCUUGGCCUUGGUUUACAGAGACAAAGAGACUUUGAAAUUUGUGAAGUAUGUUAACCAUCGUAGCUUGAAGCGUCCAAAAAAACAGAGCAGAGCUGGAUUCUGGGACUUCUCCUUUGUCUACUAUGAGUGAUGGCACUUGGCAUGGUCAUGUUCUGAGAGGGAAUGGCUUAGUGAUACAGUAAUGGGUUUGGAAUAGGCUCCUGGACUGGCUUCUUAGUAGCAGCAUCUGUAAUGCAUGGAUCGGUUGGCGCCAUUUGAUGAGCCUAGAUUUGAUUUAAGCUGACAGCAAACUUCACCUGACAGCAUACGAGCUGUCAUGCUGGUGCUGAAGUCCAAGUGACUUUCAUAGGUGUGGUUUUUUUUUAAAUAACAAACGGAAGCACUGUUCUGCUGUCCGAUCUUAACUCUUACUCACUCUCACAUUCUGGUGCUGCUCCACCAGAGGGAGUCUUACUUGGAUCCGUAACACUCCACUCUUGAAUAGCUGCUUUGCAUAGCGUUCCAGCCCAGCUCUCCUGAAGAGCCCUGCAAUGAAUGUACAUCUUGCCAUGAGGCACAUCAAGACUUUAUGUAACCCCAAAUUGGUGACUGCUAUGAGCACUGCACAGAUUUAUACUCCAAAGCCUUCAACUGGUCAUCAGGAGGAAAGAACCAGGCUUUGUUCCAAACCAGGACUUCCUGACUUUCCCUGAUGUGCAAGCCAUAUCUCUUCCGGGGCCUGAUUGUUCCCUCUGCAGUGAGAAAUAGUACAUAACUGCUGUAUUAUCUAGGAGCUGGUGGGUACAGGAGAGAAGCUUGUCAAAAUGUCUGCCAAAAACAUGGUGGUUUUUUUUCCCCCCCCAAUGAAAAAAGUGAAACCUUGUAUAUCUGGGAAGGGACGAGGUGGGGAGAGAUGAUAGUUGAGGGGGAGCCUUCAGCCUCAGUCUACGUGUACUGGUACAAAGAACAAACCCAUAGGGUUUUGGUGAGCAGGGAACGGGGAGUGGGAGGAUCUAAGCAGGGGUUAAAAUAAUGUGGGCUGGUGGAAAAAACAUAGUUAAGGGCCUAUCCACCCUUCUUGUCUCCUUGGCAAAUACAGUAGGUGGGGUUGCCAUCCCCAGUGUGUCUUCUCACCAUCACCCUUCAAGCUGUGGCCUAAUUCUAGCUGGGCAGAGGCGUGGUCUCCAUCACUCUCGUAGCCAAAUACCUAAUUUUGCAUUCUGCGCAGCUUGUUCCAUCUAGUCACCCCAGGCCCCUGGGGUUGCAAUAGGCUAGUUAGGACACUGGUUGCUCAGCCAUGACAGGAGCAGAUUGGUGUGACCUGCUGUCCCCGCGCGAGGUGCAGUUCUGAUUUUGCUAGGCGUGCCACGUUGCUGAAGCGGUGAGGCAUUAUCCGCCCACUCACUGGUGCUGUCACACAACGUGCUGGCGCUCAGGAAG
Terrapene triunguis (Three-toed box turtle) is the source of this 2958-nucleotide messenger RNA. It is a transcript of the gene OGFOD1, whose product is annotated as 2-oxoglutarate and iron dependent oxygenase domain containing 1. Gene Ontology annotation, biological process: peptidyl-proline hydroxylation; regulation of translational termination. NCBI's taxonomy places the organism in Eukaryota, Metazoa, Chordata, Testudines, Emydidae. The transcript is spliced from 13 exons. Gene Ontology annotation, molecular function: peptidyl-proline dioxygenase activity; iron ion binding; L-ascorbic acid binding. The record is from RefSeq and is a predicted model, not a curated record. The coding region runs from base 47 to 1669 and encodes 540 amino acids. Gene Ontology annotation, cellular component: cytoplasm.